This is a messenger RNA of Paramecium tetraurelia, 380 nucleotides long. RefSeq lists its product as uncharacterized. The transcript is spliced from 2 exons. The record is from RefSeq and is a predicted model, not a curated record. NCBI's taxonomy places the organism in Eukaryota, Ciliophora, Oligohymenophorea, Peniculida, Parameciidae.
AUGUCUUAAUAGCAAGAUCAGCCAAAUGCUAAGAAACGUAUCAGAAGAUGUACAAAACAGGAUCAAAAUCCACGACCAUAUCAUUGUGGUUGUGGACGUGGCUAUUAUAGUUAUCCUGCAUUAUAUACUCACUUGAAAAUUAAACAUGAAGGCCAACCUCCUACUGGCACAUAGAUACCAAGUGAUAAGCAUUAUGGUAGUAGAGGAAGACCACGGGAAAAGAAUACAAAAUGUGAUGAAGAAAGCAAGCAUCAAGUGUUUAUUGAUGAAGAAAAAAGGGAAGAUAAUAAGAAGGAUGAAAAAAUUACACCAAAUUAAUGAAAUCUGAAGAGAGCAUUGGACUUUUUUCUUUAUUAAUAAUUUAUAUCUAAUACUUAAAA